AUGAGUGGGGAGUGGGUGCACUCAGGCCAGACCCUGAUCUGGGCUGUUUGGGUCCUUGCAGCUGCCAUCAAGGGGCCAGCCACCGCCGAUGCACCAACCAGGCACACCAACCUGGGAUGGGUCCGGGGGACGCAAGCUUCUGUUCUGGGAAACGACAUGCUCGUGAAUGUGUUCCUUGGGGUCCCUUAUGCCGCACCCCCUGUAGGGCCCCUGCGAUUUGCAAACCCGGAGCCUUUACUGCCCUGGAAUGGUUUCCUAAAUGCCACGUCCUACCCUAAAUUGUGCUUCCAGAAUUUAGAGUGGCUGUUCACAGAUCAACACAUUCUCAAGGUGCGUUACCCCAAAUUCAGAGUAUCGGAAGACUGCCUGUACCUUAACAUCUACGCACCGGCCCAUGCGGAAACCGGCUCCAGGCUCCCGGUCAUGGUGUGGCUCCCUGGCGGCGCCUUCGAGACUGGCUCAGCGUCCAUCUUCGAUGGGUCCGCCCUGGCUUCCUAUGAGAACGUGCUGGUUGUGACCAUCCAGUACCGACUAGGAAUAUUUGGCUUCUUCAACACAGGGGACAAGCAUGCGCUGGGGAACUGGGCCUUCAUGGACCAGGUGGCUGCCCUGAUGUGGGUCCAGGAAAACAUUGAGUCCUUCGGUGGGGACCCAGGCCGCGUGACCAUCUUCGGCGAGUCAGCAGGAGCAAUAAGUGUUUCCAGCCUUAUUCUGUCCCCCAUGACUGAAGGCUUAUUCCACAGAGCCAUCAUGGAGAGUGGGGUGGCCAUCAUCCCUUACCUGAAGGCCCCUGAUUAUGAGAGGAAUGAUGAUUUGCAGACAAUUGCAAGUAUUUGUGACUGCAGUGCGUCAGACUCCGUGGCUCUGCUGCAAUGCCUGCGGGCAAAGUCCUCCAAGGAGUUGCUGAGCAUCAACCAGAAAACCAAGUCUUUCACUCGAGUGGUUGAUGGCCUUUUCUUUCCUAAUGAGCCGCUAGACCUGUUGGCUCAAAAAUCAUUUCAUCUGGUUCCUUCCAUCAUCGGAGUCAAUAAUCACGAGUGUGGCUUCCUGCUACCCAUGAAGGAGUUUCCUGAGAUCAUCGGGGGCUCCAACAAGUCCCUCGCCCUGCAACUGAUAAACUCAAUCCUGCACAUCCCUGUCCAGUAUUUAUACCUUGUGGCUAAUGAAUAUUUCUACAACAUGCACUCUCUGGUCGAUAUACGAAAUCGCUUCCUGGAUCUGCUUGGAGAUGUGUUCUUUGUGAUCCCUGGGCUGGUCACAGCUCAAUAUCACACAGAUGCUGGUGCCCUUGUCUACUUCUAUGAAUUUCAGCAUCAGCCCCAGUGCUUGAAGGACAGGAAGCCACCUUAUGUCAAGGCUGAUCACACUGAUGAAAUCCGCUUCGUCUUUGGAGGCGCCUUCCUGAAGGGCAACAUUGUCAUGUUUGAAGAAGCCACAGAGGAAGAGAAAGGACUGAGCAGGAAGAUGAUGAGAUACUGGGCUAACUUUGCUCGGACUGGGAAUCCUAAUGGGAAAGGUCUGCCUCUGUGGCCGGCCUACAGGCAGUCUGAGGAAUACUUGCAGCUGGACUUGAACAUAAGCGUGGGACAGAGACUGAAAGAGGUGGAGCUGAAAUUUUGGACAGAAACCCUCCCCUUAAUGAUGACCUCGUCUGGAGCUCUCCUGGCUUCUCUUUCUUCCUUAACCUUCCUUUUUCUACUCCUGCCUUUCAUUUUCUCUUUUGCUCCCUGAGAAGUUAUCUUUGUGUAGUUUUGGUUUUCCUUCUCCUACAAUUUCGUCCACCAUCAUUAGCUUCAUCUAUGUUCAGUUACUUUAUGGAAUCAGCUGCUUUAUCUGUGUUUUGGGAACUUGGGGAUGAUCCUUAAAAAACUAUUUUCAACAUCAAAAAAUGCAGU
Molecule: messenger RNA, 1895 nt
Organism: Cervus elaphus (red deer)
Lineage: Eukaryota; Metazoa; Chordata; Mammalia; Artiodactyla; Cervidae
Gene: CES5A
Product: carboxylesterase 5A
Exons: 13
Coding region: 1-1731 (576 amino acids)
Source: RefSeq, a predicted model, not a curated record